This is a messenger RNA of Phytophthora sojae, 606 nucleotides long. RefSeq lists its product as hypothetical. Gene Ontology annotation, molecular function: zinc ion binding. Bases 1 to 606 code for a protein of 201 amino acids. Lineage: Eukaryota; Oomycota; Peronosporomycetes; Peronosporales; Peronosporaceae. The transcript is spliced from 2 exons. The record is from RefSeq and is a predicted model, not a curated record.
AUGGUUCCGAUGUACGAAGGGAGGACUGACGGGAUGACGGGUCGUGCCAUUGCAGACUUCUUGCUCGGUAAGAGCAUCUCCACCGGUUUGAGCGAGCUGGUCUCCGACAAGAGACAAUUGGCUGCAAACUGGUUGGUCAAGAGUCCUGGAACCGACUUGGUGUCGGAGUUGGCUAGCGCGCGACACAAGCUGACCAUUGCGAGCGACAAGUGCAAGGUCACGCCGUGCAUGGAAGGCGCGUACAACGUCUUGUAUCUUGGCCCAGUGGUUCAACCAGUGACAAUUUACCCUUGGCGUCUCCUGGAUUUGCCCGCCAAAGAGUGUACGUGUGGAAACUGGCAGGAUAUGGUGUUUCCUUGUGUCCACGCCAUCCCUGCAGCAGCUAAAGACGACCAGCGGCUCGAAUCGUUGUACGAUGCUGAGCGCAUGUCCAUUCAGCACUUCAAGGACUCGUACACCGCAGCAUUUCGACCAUGGCCGACCAACGUGCGUCUCAACAAGGAUACAGCCGCCAAUCCAGUCGGAACCACCAGAGCUGGGCAAGCGUGGCCUCAAGCUGAGACCAAAGCCCAAGAACAAGCGCAAAAAACCAAGGGUGGCAACUGA